This is a messenger RNA of Gigantopelta aegis, 3969 nucleotides long. Its product is annotated as protein draper-like. The coding region runs from base 88 to 1806 and encodes 572 amino acids. The record is from RefSeq and is a predicted model, not a curated record. Gene Ontology annotation, molecular function: scavenger receptor activity. NCBI's taxonomy places the organism in Eukaryota, Metazoa, Mollusca, Gastropoda, Neomphalida, Peltospiridae. The transcript is spliced from 12 exons.
UCCAAGGACCAAUUCAAGGACUAAUCCAAGGACCAAUUCCACCCAUCCAGGGAUGACGCUAGUUUGUACAACGUGGACGGAACCAACAUGAAGUCAUGGCUGCUUUUAAUCAUCACUUUUUUCUUGAUGUGUCCCAGUGUGUCGGUGAUCAGAGACGACGAACAUAAAAAAUGUCCCUCAUCAAGUUUUGGCCGUGACUGCAGAUACCAUUGUCACUGCCGGGGUGAUGACGAGUGUGACCACGUAACUGGCCAGUGCAAGGACACGUGUCAGCUUGGCUGGUCGGGAAAUGCUUGUCAAAGACGUAACAUAGCGCUGAACAUGCCGGCAACGAUCCGAGCCGGUGUAGACGAAGAGACGGGCGGACUCGGGGUGGACGGGGACGAGAGGACCUGCGUGUCGUCCAGGGCCAACAGAACCGGCUGGUGGAAGCUCGAUCUCCUGUCCACACACACAGUCUACAGGAUGAAGGUCGUCGCAGAAAACAUAACGUCAGUGCGAGGUUGGCGAGUGCACGUCAGCGAUCACGACAGUAUGUUCUGGACGAAGCCGUGCACGACGUUGCGACACCAUGGCUCGAUGACGUACUUGUCGUGCGACGUCCCGGUGGACGGACAGUAUGUGGGGUUAUUCAACCUGGGCGCACCAGUUUCCGUGUGCGAGUUCGAAAUAUAUACCUGUUCAAACUUUACAUUUGGACAAGACUGUAUUGAGUGCCAAUGCAGCGAUGAUAAAGAAAUCUGUGACGUCAUACAUGGCACGUGCAAGUCUGACUGUCAUGCCGGAUGGACAGGCCUCAGUUGUCAAACAGCAUGUUUUAUGUCAUACGGUGAAAACUGUGUCAGCGAUUGCGGACAUUGUCACGGAAAUCAGUCAUGUGACCCUACAACAGGGGUUUGUCCUCUAGGCUGUGAAAAGGGCUGGAUAGGUUCAAGAUGCGAUCUAGAAUGCCCCCCGGGUUACUACGGCUGGAACUGCAGUUCGCCGUGUGGACAGUGCUUGGGCGGUGUCGUCUGCUCAUCAAAGGAUGGACUGUGUCCAGGGAGAUGUGCGUACGGAUGGAAUGGGUCUAAAUGCGACCAAGCCUGUCCUGCUGGAUUGUAUGGCGGUAACUGUGAGUUCAUCUGCGGAAAAUGCAAGAUGGCGUCGUGUGACAGUAAAACAGGAGAAUGUACCCAGGGUUGUGAAGAUGGCUGGGAAGGACGAUUCUGCACUUAUGAGUGUUUACCAGGGAAGUAUGGACCAGCCUGUAGUAGAGAGUGUGGCCAUUGUGUGACAUCUCCCUGUAACCGCAUUGAUGGAAGGUGCAACCAAGAUGGCUGCGUCAUUGGAUUUUAUGGCAAACAGUGUCAGGAUGCCUGUAAACCGGGAUUCUACGGCCAGGACUGUAAAAAGCGGUGUGGCCGGUGUGCUGUAAACCCGGCUUGUGAUGCCUACACGGGUAGAUGUACUGACAAGUGUAAAGCUGGCUGGACUGGUGCGAACUGUCAACAAGUCUGUCCUGGCGGCACAUGGGGAGACAACUGUACGGUGGAAUGUGGCUUGUGUUACCAGAACAAGGACUGCAAUCCAGAAACUGGUCUCUGUGAUGAAGGCUGCUUCGAUGGUUUCAGCGGCGUCUACUGUACAAUAGAGCAGGAGUUCCAUGACAAGGCCAGCACGUUGUUAGCUCCCUUCAUGGGGAUCACGGUGAGCAUCCUGCUGUCAGUGUUCCUCUUCCUCGUCGUCUGCCUCGUCUUCAAGUGGCGGACCGAGUACACGCUCGAGCAACUCGACCAGCAGAAGGAGGCAGAAUGUCUGCUUUGAGUGAAUCUUUUGAGUGUUUCUUCUGAGUCUCUUCUGACAGUCUCCUUUGAGACUUCUUUAACUGUUGCUUUUAAGUUUCCUCGAAUGUAUUAUUUUAGUGUUUCUUCUAAGUUUUUGCUUCCUCGUGUCUGCUUUAAGUGUUUCCUCUGAAUCUUCUGAGAAUCUCCUUUGAGGCUUAUUGAACUGUCACGUCUGAUUCUUCUCAAAGUGUCUUCUUUUAAUGUUUCCGCUGACAUUAUCCUCCAAAUCUUCUUUAUGUGAAAACUCUGAAUGUCUGCUCUACAUGUCCUUUAACUGUCUCCUUUAACUUUCCACUCUGAGACUCUCCUUUUACUUUACGUAUUUCCUUUAAGUUUCCUUUAAUUGUUUCCUGUGAGGGUUUCCUAAAAGUAUCUCUUUAAGUGUUUCAUCAAAGUAUCUUUUGUGUGUUUCCAUUGAUCGAAUGUUCCUUUGACUUUGGCUUUUUCUCCGAUUGUCUAAUCUGAAUAUUUCUUUUCAGUAUCUCCUCCUAGUAUAUCAAGUUUUUCAGAGUCUUCAAAUGUUGUUUCUUUGUUUGUUGUUGUUGAUUUUGGUUUUGAGGGGUGAGUGUCUCAUCCGAGUGUGUCCUUUGAGUGUCUUCUUAAAGUGCAUCCUCUGAGACUCCUCUGAAUGUGUGUCUCGUGUGAUUCUCCAGAGUGUCUCCUUUCAGUCUCUUCAGAUAGCACCUAAACCUAUAUAAUAAACCUACGAUGAACGAUUGGAUUCAAGCUUGUUUAUGCUGUUAUAACAUUGAAGCAUAAUGCUAUGCAGAGUAAACAUAUAUAAAUGACUGUUUGGCCCUGUUUCUACUGAUUUUGUAAUAAUAUUAUUACUGUUAAAAUGUUACUUUGUCUGGUCUGUUUUUGGUUUUUUGACGAAUAUGAUUGUUUUGUAUAGAUAUACAAUACUGAAUUAUAAUAUUUAGUGUGUAGUUUAUAAUUAUAAAAAUAAACCCAACGCAUGUAUUUUAUGUGACAUCUAGGAUCAAGAUAUAAACAUGUAAUAAAACUGGGCAUAGAAGAUUAAUUAAUGUUUUUGUAUUUUACUGUGGAAUGUUUGAUCAGAUCUAAAUAUUGGCUUUAAUUUAACCCAUUUAUGUACAUUAUUUGUAUGUUGUUAGAAAAUCGAUAACCAAUGUAUUUCGUUCAUGUUGUGGUAUCGUUAAAUGUCCAGCCAUUUCAUCAGGAAGAUUUGAUACACAAACAUAUUGGAAAAUCUUACGGAAAAUGGAAGUUAGGCAAUCAUGAUAGAAUUUAAUUUGGGAACAAAUGCUAGAAGAACUGGUCAGCGAAAAGAAGAAGUGAAUGUGAGUAGUAAGGGCCCCACUAUAGGGUAUAUCGAUUUCACUAUUGCAUCAUCCAAGAUGGCCGCCAAUCUGCGUAGUAAAGGGGAUGAUGCCAUACUGACGUCACUAGGCCCCGCCUCCAGAAGGGUGUAUACAAGUUUAUUUUAAGAACUGACUGAUGCAAUGCUGACGUCACUAGGCCCCGCCUCUAAAAGGGUGUGGGCACAUUUAUUUUAAGAAUGGGUGUAAUACUGACGUCACUCUUACAUUGUACAUUCCAGUUUUUCUUUUAAGAACCGAUGUAAUGCUCAAUACAGUAGUUUGUCCAAAUGUGUAUUUGAAGACAAUGGUUACUUAAAAGACGUAUGUUAAUUAAUAUCCCCCACCCCCUUUGUUAUUAUAUAGCAGCUUAUGAAAGAGACCGUUCGUCGCACCCAACAUUGAAUACAAGUGUACGAGAGAAGAAAUAAAGAAAGAAUGAAGAGUUGUGAAACGUUAAUAAAUGAUACCUUGAUAUUUGUAUUACACAUUUAUGAAUGAACUGAAUGCUGGAACGUUCGGAAGUCUUGCCAAUGUUGUACUCACCUAAAUUAGAAUAAUAUCCAUAGGAAAAAUCCACAUACUUGUGAGAAUUAUUUUAGCAACUAAUCUUAUACGAUGUAAGGCCCCACAGUCUGGGAGUCAAAUUGAAAUGUGAUAUCUGUCAGCUGUGAAUCGUUUCGUUGAUCCGCAUCCCGGUAAUCUAAACUAGGUGUGAGCCCACUUGAAUUUUGUUUACUCCCCUCCCCACACACACACAUCUCGAUGACGAUAAUAUAUAUAUAUAUAUAUACAUAUAUACACAGUGUUGGAUGUAGGGA